Molecule: messenger RNA, 8017 nt
Organism: Hemiscyllium ocellatum (epaulette shark)
Lineage: Eukaryota; Metazoa; Chordata; Chondrichthyes; Orectolobiformes; Hemiscylliidae
Product: desmoglein-2-like
Exons: 16
Coding region: 93-3830 (1245 amino acids)
Biological process (GO): adherens junction organization; cell morphogenesis; homophilic cell-cell adhesion
Cellular component (GO): catenin complex; plasma membrane; adherens junction
Molecular function (GO): calcium ion binding; cadherin binding
Source: RefSeq, a predicted model, not a curated record
UGACCCUUACCUGGUCGGCGAGGCUGUUCCAGGUGAGUCGCUCCCGGGACUGGGACUGGGACAAGGGCUGGAGCGGCGGACUGCAGCGGAGAAUGUGGAUCCCAGGGUCUGGACUGUACCUCACUGUGUUGCUACUGCUCCUGCAGAAUUAUUGUGAGGUUGGACAAUGUUUUUGCAAAAGAGGAUUUUCCAAACAUAAAAUUAAAGCACAGAUUGAUCCAUAUGUUUCUGAAGGGGAUGUUGUACUUACAGUGCAAUUCCGCGACUGUGCCUUGGGAAGUCAUGUCCAGUUUAGGACCAGCGACAGCAGGUUUGAUGUGGAUGGUGCCGGGGUUGUAUGUGCGUCUCGGACCCUAACCAUUGAUUCGGAAGAUGAGUUCCGCGUGUUGGCAGAAGAUUCAGAAACUUGUGAAACUUGGAGUGUGGAUAUUCAGCUCAGCCCUUGGAAGAAGACCGAGCUGGCCGAGAGGAGCCUUAAAGUUAUCCGGUUUCCAGCGAAAAGGAGUUCCAGACGGCAGAAGAGGGAAUGGGUCAUUCCACCACUUGAUGUUCGUGAGCAUCAGCCUCCGACACAGCACAACCCGAUUGCUACUAUUCGAUCGGAUGCUGAGGAUAUACCUGGUGUUACCGUAACCUACCGCAUCACUGGCAAAGGGGCCACCGAGCCACCUAUUAAUCUGUUUGUAAUCGAUCAUCGAACCGGUGAAUUAAAUAUUACAAAAGAGGUGGACCGUGAAGUAAAUCCAAUGUUCACACUUACCGGUCAGGCCUAUGAUCAAAAUGGAAAAGCAAGGGAAACGCCAAUCGAACUCAAGGUUAAAGUUUUGGACAUCAACGAUAAUCCUCCAAUUUUCACAAAACAAGUCUUCCAAGGGAGUGUUGAAGAACUGAGUCCGUUUGGCACCUUUGUAUUAUCAUUGAAUGCAACUGAUGCCGAUGAAGGGGAGAAUGCUGUGAUCCAUUACAGGAUCAUAAGUCAAAAUAUCAAAGAGGAAUUCAUUGCAACAGCGAACGGAGAAAUCAAAGUUACAGAUCGGAAUCUGGACCGUGAGACAUUGAGUUUGUACACCUUCAUUGUUGAAGCUCGUGACCUACGAGGGAAAAGUCAAGGACUCAGUGCAACAGCAUCAGCUCAGAUCAGGAUCUUAGAUGUAAAUGACAAUAUCCCCACUGUGGAAUAUUUUGAGUAUGAAAUGCAUGUGCAAGAAAAUCUGAAAAAUAUUGAAGUAAUACGAAUAAAGGUGACAGAUAAGGAUGAAAAGUUCAGCGAUAAUUGGGUGGCGCAGUUCGAUAUUAUUGAAGGCAAUGAAGCCGAAUAUUUCAGGAUUGAAGUCGAUAAUCGAACAAACGAGGGAAUUUUGAUUGUUCACAAGGAACUGAACUAUGAAGAAAUGGAAGAGGUAAAUCUGUUAAUUCGCAUCCGUAACAAGGCACCAUUCCACAGCUCCGUCUCUUCAACCAGCAUCGUCAGGCCUAUUAAAGUAAAACUCAUUGUGGACGACGUGAAAGAAGGUUUUGAAUUUCGACCCUCAAGAUGGACGGUAUCAGUGAAAGAAACUACCACUGGUACAAUAGUCCAUGAAGUGCUUGGAAAGUAUCCUGCUGUUAGUGCUGACACUGGCAAGCAGAGCAAGAUGACCAAGUAUGCCAAGGAUGUUGACAUAGCUAACUGGUUAGUGAUUAAUCCAGACACUGGGGAGGUUACCUUCAAUGGCGUUCCUGAUCGAGAGUCAAAGCAUGUGAUUAAUGGGACGUACUCUGCCACCAUAUUGGCCAUAAACAGCGAACGUCGCCCUGCCUCAACUUCCACAGGAACCAUCGUUAUUAGAGUGCAAGAUGCUAAUGACCAUCGGCCAAACUUUGUGGAUUUAAAUCCGUGUAUAUGCAGCAAUGCAAAGUCAUUGACCCUCACUGCCUUCGAUGCGGAUGGUCCUCCAUAUGGAGCCCCUUUCCAGUUUAAUCUAAACUCUAAUAAGAAAUGGAAAUUGGGUCACACCAAUGCAACUAGCAUGCAGCUGAUUCCCAUCGGAGAUUUGUGGCCUGGAAUAUUUACCGUACCAAUAUCUAUCAAAGAUAACGAUAGCAAUGGACACCUGGUAAACCUCAAUGUUCAUGUCACUGAUUGCCAUGAGAUCAACAUGUGCAGAGCAGAGAAAUUAUUCCAAUCACCAAAGGCAUAUCUCGGUGGUGCUGCUGUGGGUCUGAUGGUGCUGGCCUUACUGCUGCUCCUGCUUGUUCCUCUGCUGCUCCUGUUUUGUCAAUGUGCCGGUGGGAUGGGGAGAAAAGGCUUCUUUGUGAUACCACCCGAGCCUGUGGGAUCCCUCAGCAAAAGCAACUUUGAAGGUGGAGGGCCUGUCGACACGAUGGUGCCAAUCCUUUCUCCUGACAAUACAGUGGGAAUGGGUCAACAAACAGAAGGAUUUGCUGCAGUAGGAGCUGGAGGAAGUGGCCUUGUAGGUUCUAGUAAUUUCGUGGGAUCUGGUGGUGUCGUGGGAUCUGGUGGUGUCGUCGGAUCAGGUGGUGUCGUCGGAUCAGGUGGUGUCGUGGGAUCUGGUGGUGUCGUCGGAUCUGGUGGUGUCGUCGGAUCCAGUGGCAUGGAUUGGAGGUCUGAGAAACAGAUGAUGUUGGAGGAGGAAGCUUACGAAACAGGUUCGAGUCGAUUGGUUUCCAUUCAGGACAGGAGAGUUCAGUAUGAUGCCUUUGGAAGAUCAGCAGGGGCUCCAACUUGGAGUCAAUUGUCAUCUGGUGGAGAACUGUGGGAAGGUUCUUGUAAGGCUUUCAUCGAGCAAUACAUCAGCAAGAAGUUGGUCCCCGAAACAGAGUGGGAAUCUUGCUCAGCGCGUGAUGUCUUGCUGGUGUACGCCGAUGAAGGGAAGAACUCACCUGUCGGUUCCCUUAGUAGUUGUAGCUGCAUUGAGGAUGCUGUCAGAGAUGAUUCCUUCCUGAAUGACCUGGACUCAAAGUUCAGAACCCUGGCUGAGAUCUGUGAGAGUCGCCACUCUGUGUUUGUCAAAUCCAGCUCCCGCGCAUUGUCGGGGUCCGCUGAUCCUCUAAUCCAGCAGAGCAACGAGGCGAAAGAGGGGUCCGUCUGGAAGGAGACUGCAAAGCUAUCGAGUGCAACCCAGGAGGCACAAGAGACCCCCGUUCAAAAACACAUUGUGGUGACCACAACCAUCAGUCCCUGUGGGGAGGUCGUGCCUGGAGUGACUGACCCCACAUUAAUCCAAAGGAUGGCGAUGGCAAAUGCCCGAUCAAACAUUGAGGAUCUGCAGGGUGGCACUGACCUAACGUCAGGCCACAAAGCAUCCAAAUUUAAUCUGGGUGUGGAUCACGUCGACGGAACAGUUCCAUCAUUCUCCCAAAUGCCCAUUGUCCAAAAGAGUGUGGUAGUGACCAGAUCGGUCAAGUCAGGCAGAAGGGAAACACAACCCAUGAUCACCGAGCCAUCAUUUGGAUCAGUACCCGCAGUUGCGAAGAAUGUGGUCUUGACCAGAUCAGUUGAUACCUGCGCAGGGGCGACGCAAGGCAGCCCCACUGAUCCAUCCCUGGGUCAGGCCUCUCUCAGGCAGCAGCACGUGCGGGUGACUCGGUCAGUUCAUUCGGGAAAGGGAGAGAUGCAAGGCAUGGCCACUGACCCGUCCACUGGUCGGGUGCCGGUGAUCCAGAAAAAUGUGGUGGUGGGUGGAUCGCUCCGUUCAGGAACGGGAGGAAUCCAAGGCAUUGCUAAGGAGCCAGCAAUUGCAAAAGAUUUGGUUACGGGUCCCUUUGGUGGUGGGACGUACAGUUCUAUUAAAAAAGUAACCAAAACUGUACAGUUAUUACAGGAAUAGGCAUUUUGUACAAUCAAAUACAUUUUAGCUUACAAUAUCACUGGAGGGGAGAUGUUCUAAAAGAAUAUAGGAAGUAGGAGGAGGCCAUUCAGCCCCUCGAGCCUAUCCCACUGUUUAAUUUGAUCAUGGCUGAUUUCAUCUUGGCUUCAACUCCACAUUCCUGCCCCCAUAACCCUUCAACCCAUUGCUAAUUAAAAAUCCGAUUAAAAUCUAGAAGUAGGAUUGUGUGAUGACCCCUCUCGAGCCUCGAUACAAAGCCCAUUGGGACCUCUCAUACCCCAGAGCAACACAAAUCUCAAACCAAGAAUCAUACGCCAAGACCAAAGAGCCAGAAACUAAAACUAAACCCAAGAAAUCAGCUCAACUUAGGUCAUUUUAAAGAUUGGCAGAUUUUUAGAAGCGUCAUAUAUUUUCUGGCAAACACGCCUUUUAAUGUAACGGCCCUUUGUUUUUGUUAGAAUUAAGUGCACAAAUAAUUCCACAGUACACAUAGAAAUCCACUUACAUUGGCUCGUCAAUAGUCAGUUGCUUGUUUGACCAAACUAGCUAAACAUUGUAAAGUUGGUCAAACAAAGAGGGUAUGGAGGUUUCUUUUUUUAAAUUAUCUUAUGUAUUUAUCACUCCUUAUCUACUUAUAUCACUCCUGAGAAACGAGAUAAACUCAUUUGUUUGUUUUCUUGAUGUUAUAUUUCUAGCUCCAGAUCUGACAAAAUGAUAUCAUUUUUUGCAAGAAUCAUUUAAAUAUACACUCAGUUGUUUCAAAAUAUAGAGUCAUAGAAAUGUACAGCAUUGAAACAAACCCUUCAGUCCAACUCGUCCAUGCUGACCAGAUACCCUAAAUCAAUUAAAUUAGAUUAGAUUACUUACAGUGUGGAAACAGGCCCUUCGGCCCAACAAGUCCACACCGACCCACUGAAGCGCAACCCACCCAUACCUCUACAUUUACCCCUUACCUAACACUACGGGCAAUUUAGCAUGGCCAAUUCACCUGACCUGCACAUCUUUGGACUGUGGGAGGAAACCGGAGCACCCGGAGGAAACCCACGCAGACACGGGGAGAAUGUGCAAACUCCACACAGACAGUCGCCUGAGGUGGGAAUUGAACCCGGGUCUCAGGCGCUGUGAGGCAGCAGUGCUAACCACUGUGCCACCGUGCCGCCCAAUCUAGUCCCACCUGCCAGCAUUAGGGCCAUAUCCCUCCAAACCCUUCCUAUUCAUAAACCCGUCCAGAGAUGCCUUUUAGAUGUUGCAAUUGUACCAGCCUUUACCACUUCCUCUGGCAGCUCAUUCCAUACGUACCACCCUCUGUGAGAAAAAGUUGCCCUUUAGUUGCCUGCAUUUAUUUUGCCCAUCCCUAACAGUCCAGGGAGUAGUUAAAAGUCAAUCUCAUUGCCAUGGGUCUGGAGUCACGUGUAGACCAGACCAGUUAAGGAUGGCAGUUUUUCCUUCCUAAAGGACAUUAUUGGACUAGAUGAGUUUUUGUUUAAAUGACCAUUCAAUAGUUCCAUGCUCACUUUUGAUGAUAGUGGCUCUUUAUUCCAGAUUUGUUUAAUUCAUUGAGUUCAAAUUCUCCAACUGCAAUGAUGAGGUGAGAAUUCAAGAUGAGAUCAGGGAUGUGUUGGCUAGGGGGAUUAGCCAUGGUUAAUGCAGGCUUAUGGGGUUCAUGUAGGGGGGCUGGGUGGGAUACUCUUCAGAGGGUUGGUGUGUAACUCAAUGGGCCUAAUGGCCUGCUUCGCACUAUAGCAAUUCUGGGAUUCUAUGAUUCUAUGCCGAGCCUAGUAACACAAACACUCCGGUGUCAUACCCCUCCUGUUGCAAAUACACUCUGCAUCAAGCUUCCCCAGUCAGAAAGGUGAAGCUCUUGAGUAAACUUUUCUUGAUGUAAUUGGUGUGAAGACUGCUUCUGACCUUGAUAACAACUACUUUCUCAUGCCUUUUCUCAUGAACUCUCUCAUUGGAAAGUGUGAGUGUCUCAUAAGACCAUAAGAUCUAGGAACAGAAUUAGGCCCUUCAGCCCAUCAAGUCUGCUUCGCCAUUCAAUGCUGGCUGAUCCAUUUCUCAAGCCAAACCUAUCUGUGCGUAAUUUUGUUUUAACAUCGUGGGGGGGGGCGCUAUUAUUGUCUGUAUGACCUUGAUGGUUUUCUUAUCAUAGUGACGUGUUGAGCUAUGGUGAUUGGGAUCAUCUCAUCUUUGCCGUGGCCAGUGAGAGAGAGACAGUCUUUCAUAAGACUGGUCAAUCAUCGAGCAUCUUUUGGACCGCACUUCGUCCAGCCUCUCCCGCUCAUCUUGCUGAUGUUGGUGGCCUGACCAAAAGCAAGGGACAACCAAUGGCAUUGCUCAAAAAAUUCUGGGAGUGCAUGCACGCAUGAGCCUCUUCAUCUCGUCAAGGCGGUGUUCCACCGAGGCCAUUUUGGCUGCCGUAUUGGUAACUUAGUUGACUAAUUUGUGUCCCUACAAACAGGCACUUCGUGGUGAGGUUCAGAGGUCCUCAAGUUAAGAAAGCACCUUGCAAUUCCAAUUCCCUAGUCGAGCCCUGACAAACAAAGAGAAAGACUGAACAUAUUGGGGCCAUGUUGCUUGGAAAAGGGAAGGCUAAUAGAUGAUCCAGUAAAAAUAAUUAAAGGAUUUUGACAAGAGCUGUGAAGAAGGCCAUCAAAGCAAAAGCAGCAAAUAAACAAGAUGAGUGUAGUAUGGUGGCUCAGUGGUUAGCACUACUGCCUCACAGCACCAGGGAUCCAGGUUUGACUCCAGCCUCGGAUUACUGUCUGUGUGGAGUUGGCACGCUCUUCCUGUGUCUGCGUGGGUUUGCUCUGGUUUCCUCUCACAGUUCAAAACUUUGCAGGUUGGGUGGAUUGACCAUGGGAAAUUACCCCGUAGUGCCCAGGCACAUGCAGGCUAGGUGGAUUGGCAAUGGGAAAUGUGGAGUUUAUCGGGCUGGGUGUGGAUGGGAUGCUCUUUGAAGGUUUGGUGUGGGCUGAAUGGCCUCUUUACAUGCUGAAUGGAUUCUAUGAUCACACAUUAUCAUCUUUUAUUAGCUGAAGGAAUUCAUGAAAAGUUUCUUUAGGGCUGUUAGGUUCUAAAAAGUCAACGCUGUGGAGACUGGUUGGGGGAACCAUAGCUUACAAACAGAUGCUGGAUUAGCACAUGAUGCAGAAAGAAUUGGGAGGUUAUGUUGAUGAAAUGAGGUGAAGUACUCCAUUGUGUUAAUGGACUGGUUUUGUGCUGUGCAGCUCUGUGUAACGGAACUGCCUUUAGUCAAUCGAUUUAAGUCUCGAGAUGAUCAUAAUGUAUUUAAAAUGUGGGUUGUCUCAAGAUGGGCUGUAGUCGUUGGCCCCUCUUACAGACUGUGAAACAUUAUGACAGCAUCUCCAAUGUGGUUUAUUUCUACAGUGGUGAAAUUAAAUGUACCUGAAUGUCAAUCAAAUGACCUCAUGAGGAUCAUGGGCACUGCCUACUUCCUGUUUCCUUUGCUGAGAUUUUAAAAAAAUAUUACGGUGCAAAAUUUAUAAGAGAAACAGUGGUAUUGAAUGAUUUUGCUGAUGGUGGGGUUAUAGGGUAGGGGUUGGAUCUGGGUGGGAUGCUUUUCGGAGGGUCGGUGUGGACACAAUGGGCCAAAUGGUCUCUUUCCACACUGCAAGGAGUCUGUGAUUCUGAAUACACAUCGCUGUCUCCAUUAACGCAUCCCAGAGCACCUCACCCAUCAAUCUUAUGACUGUGGUAAAGCUUAAUCUUCUGGUUGGAAAUAUUAACUGUGUUCUGAGGAAUGUCAUAACGCUACAUUGCCAUAGGUGACUUUUAUGGGACCUUUAAGCUUUCUUAACGAGAACAAUAUAUGUUGAAUAGACUAUAGUGAAUAUUCUAUGGUAGUUGUGUUAGUAUUAAAUAAAAAUCAAAAUAAUGUGCUUCUCCAUUAGAGUUUGAUACACUGUGUAAGGAAGUAGAAGUUUUCUAGAAAUUACUGAACUUUUUUCUCUCAUCUCUACAUUAGAUUUUGUCUGAGUAACUUCAGUUUGCAUGUUGCUUUGUACCAAUUUGGUAAACUUCAGUUUAAGGUUUUAGUGAUCCUCAGACAAAAAUGGUGCAGGCAGUUAAUUGUAUUCUGUAAAUGAAACAGAAAUGAACAAUCUAACUGUGAUCUUCUCUGAAAGUAUUUUAAAGAGGUUGCAUUGUAAGUUUGCGCUGAAAAU